Salvelinus namaycush (lake trout) is the source of this 1235-nucleotide messenger RNA. Its product is annotated as endophilin-A1-like. Gene Ontology annotation, biological process: synaptic vesicle uncoating. Gene Ontology annotation, molecular function: protein binding. Lineage: Eukaryota; Metazoa; Chordata; Actinopteri; Salmoniformes; Salmonidae. Bases 16 to 963 code for a protein of 315 amino acids. Gene Ontology annotation, cellular component: presynapse; glutamatergic synapse; cytoplasm. The record is from RefSeq and is a predicted model, not a curated record. The transcript is spliced from 9 exons.
GAUGACUUCACUGAAAUGGAAAAGAAGGUGGACACCACCAGUAGGGCGGUGAUGGACAUUAUGACCAAGACCACAGAGUAUCUGCAGCCCAACCCAGCCUCCAGAGCCAAGAUGACCAUGAUCAACUCCAUGUCUAAGAUGCGUGGCCAGGAGAAGGGUCUGGGCUACAUCCAGACUGAGACCGUCCUGGGAGAGUCCAUGCAGAAGUUUGGCAGGGAGCUCGGGGAAGAGUCCAACUUUGGCCUGGCUCUGAUCGAUGCUGGGGAGUCCAUGCGUGAGCUGGGGGAGGUGAAGGAUGCUCUAGACAUGGAGGUCAAGCAGAACUUCCUGGACCCGCUGCAGACCCUCCACGACAAAGACCUCAAGGAGAUUGCGCAUCACCUGAAGAAACUGGAAGGCCGCCGUCUGGACUUCGACUACAAGAAGAAGCGUCAGGGCAAGGUGACGGACGACGAGAUCAAACAGGCUCUGGAGAAGUUUGACGAUACCAAGGAGAUCGCUGAGCUCAGCAUGUUCAACCUGUUGGAGAGUGAUAUUGAACAGGUGAGCCAGCUAGCCGCACUGGUCCAAGCCCAGGUGGAGUACCAUCGUCAGUGUGCUGAGAUCCUCACCCAGCUGCAGUCCAAGAUGGAGGACCGGAUAAGGGAUUCCUCCAACAAGCCCAAGAAAGAGUUCAUACCUAAGCCGCGUCAGUCCUUGGACCUCUCUAGUGAAAACCACAAUGGAGCCAUCCAAGGAUCCAGGUCCCCAGCAAGGUCUCCAGGUAAGACUCCCCUAGACCAGCCAUCCUGCAGGGCGCUGUAUGACUUCGACCCCGAGAACGAGGGCGAGCUGGGCUUCAAGGAGGGGGACAUCAUCACUCUCACCAACAAGAUCGACGACAACUGGUACGAGGGUAUGAUCCACGGCAGCUCUGGAUUUUUCCCCGUCAACUACGUGGAUAUCCUGGUGCCCCUGCCCUAAAGUCGUUGCCACGGCAACGGCGCAUCAGCAACAGCAGUUUUCCCAGGCGACAAAUCCUAAUCCUUGCAUCCCCAGCUCCCGCCACCCCCAAACAUUCCCGGAAACCCACCCUUUCACUCCGCUAAAAAGGAGAUCUAACUACAAUGAAGAUAUGAUGACGAAAUCGUCUGUGGCGUGAUCAACAACAGCAUGGUGUCACACCAACGAGUGCUAACGAAACAGACUUGAAAAAAAAAUAUGGAAAAAUAAGCAAUGAUGCCGUUUUGAAUGCC